AUGUCUCCACCUAGGUCCAGAGAUAGAUUCCAUUCUUUUUAUAGGGAAGAAAUAACUUGCCUUUAAUGGGCCUCUUAUAGAGCCCUGAUAGCUUUAAUGGCUUCUAAGACUAUUGUAACAUUCCCACCUCAAGAAUUAAGACUCUAAAAUCAUUCAGGAGAUGGCCUGAAACUGGGCAAUGGGGAAUCUCUAUAACUCACUUCCAUCAUGAAAACUUAGAAGACCAAUUCCAAAGUUGUCCAGGUCUUAGUGUCUGAACUAGAGUUUGGGUCACACUUUGUAUACAACCUCCAGGCAGGCCAGCUCACUUAUGAGAAGCCAGUAAGGAAUCUGAGCCCUCCUCUGACUUGCCUGGCCUCCAGUCAGGACAAAACCAAGGGUGUUAUAAGAGUUAGAAUUGUUAAUGUUCUGAGUCCUUGCCCUUGACUCUUCCUAACCAGUCCCUAUCUCCUGUUCUCAUCAGCAUGACCUGCAGUGUCUGAGUAUGCCGCGUCUUAGGGUACCCUUUCAUCAGGGGGAUGGUGUGCUUCUCCUGUUGAAGGUAGACCAAAUCUCAGAGACCUGUUGGGGAGGUGAGAACCUUAAAUGAAGUCCGGCUAGCAAGAAUCGUGUUCUGAAUGAUCGAAGAGACAAACAGCUCCAGAAAUCAUUUAUUUCAUCUCUUUUUCUUUCUUUUUUCUUUUCAGACAGUCUUGCUAUAUAGCUCAGGCUAACCUUGAAUUCAUAAUCCUCCUGCCUCAGACUCUGGAGUGCAGGGGUUCCAGGUGUGAGGCACCAUGCCCAGAGUAACCAUUGGAGUCAAUAGUCUUCAACGCCUAGAUCUCACUGAGGAGUCUUCGGACCCUGAAGAUCUCUGGUGGACCGGGAGCUGAGAAAUUCGGAUAAACUCAGCAUUUGGAGGGAGCCAUUGACAGAUUCUCAACACCUGGAUUGUCGAAAAGGGGCAUCUGAAGCCCUCAGAGAGUCUGUACAGGCUCUGCAGCUGACUCAGGACACUGUGGCCUCCUCACUUCAGGCUGCUUUCUGAAGUCCACCACCUCAUCCACACCGCUUCCAGCCUGGAGAGAAGGUGUGGACAAGAGACACUGAGCUGAGGCACUGGGACCCUGCUGGAAGCCACCACACCUCGUCAUCCUGAUCACCUCCACUGCAUCCAGCAUCCCACACCUGGCCACAUCACUCUCAGGUCAAGUGUGCCACUGGGAACGACAGGCUAGCUAAAGAAAAGUAGAUUGUCAUCAAGACCUGCGAAGAUCCACUGAAGAUAAGAGGGACAUGGGGUUUAAUUUAGUGCUGUUGUUUUGUCUGGCUAUAUUCCCUUCUGUUCUUUCCGGGAACCCAAAUGGGAAACGCCCAGCUCCCCGGGCUCUUAUACAAACCAAACCAGCCCCUAAGGCAUGGAAGUUCCAUGUAAUUGCCCUGGAAAAUCACAACAAGACCAUAGGCUCUACCUUCUGUCCGGUCACAGGAUGUGCAAGUGCUAUAAGCCUCACUUUUGAUAUAAGGGACACCUGCCAAGGGAAAUGUAUAAAUGACUUCUACAAUGCUAUGUCCUCUCCUAUAUAUGUCUGUUUUAUGUAUGAGCAAACUCGGCCCGACUGUAAGGACCCAAAUUAUGGAGGAUGUCCACACUGGAACUGCAAAUAUCAUAGUACUUGGACCAGAUGGGGAGGAGAAAAUCCAUCCAAACUCACCUCAGUUGAUUGGCAUACUAAGGUCAACUACUUAAUCCCUGACCCUUGGGAUAUUAGAUGGAAAAAAGGGGUUGUGGGUUUUGUCUAUAGACAUAAUGAGAAGGAUGCAGCCUUUGAUGGGAAGACUAAGAUAUUCAUCUAUAGAGCUUUAGCCGAGUUCACACCUUAGAAUUCCUUUAUUUGAAUGCUAUAACGAAACCAGCUGCUAUACCUGCCCUGGCCCUGUUGGUGGGGCUCACCAGCUGACAUCACUUCCUGUCACCACCACCUUUCUCUCUCUCCUACCACUAGCCCUACUCCGCUGGCCUUCUUUGAACCCCUAAUGACAAUUUUAAUACCAUACACUUGCUCAUGAAUGUUGCUAAUCCAAAUGUUAUGUCUGAUUGUUGGUUCUAUAUCUUCCCAAGCCCUCACACUAUGUAGGAUUCACUAUAUAUCAGAACCCCAUUUCAAUCACUCCCUUUGCCAACUGUCCAUGGGAGUCUUUCCACUUGACCAUUAAAUUUCUUUUUUUAAAUUUAUUUUUACGUAUGAGUGCUCUGUCUGCAUGUAUAACUUUAUGCCAGAAGAGGGCAUCAGAUCCCAUUAUAGAUGGUUGUGAGCCACCAUGUGGUUGCUGGGAAUUGAACUCAAGACCUCUGGAAGAGCAGCCCUUGCUCUUAACCACUGAGCCAUCUCUCCAGCUCCAACCAUCUCUCCAGCUCUGACCAUCAACUCUCCAGCCCCAACCAUCAAAUAUCUUAACCCAGAUCGAAUUCAAGGUGAGGGGACCCAUUUUGACUCAAAGAGCUAUAAUAUGUUCAAAUCCCCCUUUAAGAAUAAAUGCAGAUUCAUCAUAAAUAUCUCUCGGCUUUUGGCAACCACAUUGCCAGGUGCUCAUUUCUUCCUUCACCACCUGGCAGAAACGGUUUGGCUCAUCUGGACUGAUGGAUUACACCCAUGCAUACUUGCCUAUCUGGCAUAUGCGUCAAGCCCCCAAAUUCUUUAUCUUGGUGUCUCUGUUCCCCAGAAUGUAUAUUUAGGAUGAUCCAGCAGAGAUAGAGCACUUAUAUUCACAGACUCUUCCAGUCCCCCUGUGCAGGGGAAAAAACCCAACCAACCAACCAACUAACCAACCAACGAACCAACCAAUGUGUGACUCCCCUCCUCAUACCUCUCAAGCUUUGCUACAGCAGAAGCUGCUCCUGGCAGCACAGGAACAGCGAUGGCUGAUAUUAACUUCAAAAGCAUAGGAUGUCAAAUAACCCAAGAUCUAUCCAUAUUAGAAAAAAAAAUCUAUUGCUAAGCUAGAAAAACAGGUGGGUUUAUUAGCUGAGGUGGUUCUACCGCAUGGGACCCGCUCUAUGCAGAGCAAGGAGGUUAUUGUAUGGUUUUAGGGGAGAAUUGUUAUUCCUAUGCGAACCAUUUGGGAAUCAUUAGAGAUAACUCAGCUCUGCUCCAGAAAAACCUGGCAGAAAGGGAGAAGGCCCUAAAAGGGGGAGACAAACGGCUCCCAUUCUCAUUCUCAGGUUUCUCCUGGCUAGCAACUCUGCUGUCAGACGUUUGCAGGGCCCUCAGCCCUCCUGCUCUUGCUGAUUACUGUUGGCCCCUACAACAUCAAUGCCUUAACCAGAUAAAUAAAUUUAUACUUGGGUACUACUAUAGUAAUGGCUAUUAGGUCCCAGUAUAAACAGGCACCCACCACAGAGUCAAGGAUUUCACCCAGGACACAACUCAAAGGGAGAAUGUGAUGAUUAACUUUGUGUUUAAAAUUCAGAAACUGCCGUGCAACUGCUCUAGCUCAUAAACAUUUUGCAAACUGUACCCUGUCAGCUAGCUUACCCAAGAUGGAUGACUUCUUGGAAUAUUUGGGCUAGUCUUAAAAACUGCCUAGUCUUAUAAAAAUGUUUAACUGCCUCUACUGUUCUUACAAGGUAAUGGGUCACAAGGCUAACUGCUGGUUCUGCUUCUGUAUGAAAAUGCUUGCUUGCUCAAGGUAACUGAGGCAUCUGCAAGACUUCUGUCACAAAAGUUAAGCUGUGCCUGCACAAGUCUACUAACUUGACGCCCAAACUGUGACCUUGUGGUUUUUGCCUUUAUAAACCUCAGACUAACAGUAGCUGAGGACAUACUUUGAGACUCUGGAGUCUUGGGUGUGGUCCUGGCCAGUAGCUAAUAAAGCCUCUCUGUUAAAAUUCA
Molecule: messenger RNA, 3872 nt
Organism: Peromyscus californicus insignis
Lineage: Eukaryota; Metazoa; Chordata; Mammalia; Rodentia; Cricetidae
Product: putative endogenous retrovirus group FC1 Env polyprotein
Exons: 3
Coding region: 1276-1863 (195 amino acids)
Source: RefSeq, a predicted model, not a curated record